AUGUCUAGGGAAAGGACCUACCAGAAUGAGCCUAUGGGCAUUCAACGAGGUGUCUAUGGGCGCAAUUGGUUUUGGAACAUUCUCUUCAGCAUUGGCCGCGCUCUCACUGGCCCCGUGCAAUACCUCCUCAUCGGCGCACACCCAUUAGGACGCUUUGGCAUCCCCCCGCCUCCAACAGGGGGGCUCAUCACGCUCCUCGGCCACACAAUGCCACGCUACCAAGUCCUUGCUGCCCUCAUGCCAGCUUUCCUCUCCGUCAAGCAGAUCAUCUGGAUCAACGUCCUCGCGCGCGAGAAACUCAGCAAGGAGUUCCUCUUGUUCGCGGUGCCAGCCGGCAUAGCCGUCGAGAUGGUCCACACUCUCGCAUUUACCGCAGCAUCCAAAAACCCCCUGUUCUCCUCCCGUGUGUUCAACAUCGGUCUUGCUCUCUUCAUGACAGGGAAUAUUAUGGAAGUUAUCGCUGAUGUUCAACUCGCGCUCCAUCGCUGGAAUCCUAAGAACCAGGGCAAGGUGUGCAAGGCCGGCUUGUGGCGAGUCACACGACAAAUCAACUAUACGGCCAAUAUCAUUUUCGGGUUCGGUUAUACGAUGGCACUUGGUGGACUGGUAUACGGAAUUGUGGCCACCACGGCAACGUAUAUUAUGAAUUUCUUGACAAACGCUGGUCCAUCGAAGGAGCACUAUUGCCGAGAAAAGUAUGGAAAACAGUGGGAACAGUAUAAGAAGGAGGUGCCAUAUGUAUUGAUCCCCUGGAUCUACUGA
Messenger RNA from Exophiala spinifera, 762 nucleotides. RefSeq lists its product as uncharacterized. Bases 1 to 762 code for a protein of 253 amino acids. The transcript has a single exon. The record is from RefSeq and is a predicted model, not a curated record. Gene Ontology annotation, cellular component: membrane. NCBI's taxonomy places the organism in Eukaryota, Fungi, Ascomycota, Eurotiomycetes, Chaetothyriales, Herpotrichiellaceae.